Molecule: messenger RNA, 1190 nt
Organism: Neurospora tetraspora
Lineage: Eukaryota; Fungi; Ascomycota; Sordariomycetes; Sordariales; Sordariaceae
Exons: 1
Coding region: 115-1098 (327 amino acids)
Molecular function (GO): oxidoreductase activity
Source: RefSeq, a predicted model, not a curated record
CCCUCACUUUGCGAUCUGCCUCCAAACACCAACAUCAGAACAUCAACACCACAACAUCAACACACCCCCCAUCACGACGACACCACCAGCACUUGUCACCAACAAAUCAACAACAUGCCUUCGGAAACCCCGAUCCAAAACGUCACCCUCGUCGGCGCCUCCGGCAACCUAGGUAGUGUCCUUCUUUCCCACCUUCUCAAAACCAACCUGCACAUCACAAUCCUCCAACGCGCUUCCUCCAAAUCCACCUACCUACCCCACCCCAACCUCACCGUCACCACCGUCCCCUCUUGGUCCCUCCCCGACGUCACCGAAGCCCUCCGCGGCCAACACGCCGUAAUCGCCGCCUUCCCCCUCCGCGACCUCCAAGCCCACCUCACCCUCGCCGAAGCGGCCUACGCCUCCGGCACAGUGGCCCGCUUCAUCCCCGCCGACUACGGCAGCGUCGACGCCCGAAGCCAAAGAGCGCGGGAUCUGGUCCCGUUGUUUGGCAAGAAGGUUCAGGUUCGCGAGUUACUGGAGAAGUUGAGCGAGAACAGCGCAGGCCGUUUGAGCUGGACCAGUCUGGUCAACGGCCACUUUUUCGAUUGGGGCCUCACCAACGGAUUUCUCCAUUUCUAUCCCUUCGAAAACCCGCCUAGGGCACAUAUCCUUGGCUCUGGAGACGAGAAGAGUUCCCAGGCGACGCUGGCGCAGGUUUCCAAAGCUGUGGUGUCAAUCUUGACCGGUGACGCUGGACAUCUUGAGCAAACGAAAAACAAAGUCCUCAUGCUCCAGUCCUUCCUCGUCUCCCAGAAUGACGCCGUGGAUAUGCUGGAGAAGGUGACGGGGAAGAAGUUUGAGAGGGAGUAUGUGAAUACGGAGGACUAUAUCAAGGAGAGGAAGAAGGUGGCGGAUGAAGGGGGAGAGGGGGCGGGAGACGCGAUUGAGGAUUUGGUGUUUGCGCUGGGGGUGGUGGAAGGGGAUUGGACGAAGAAGGAGGAGUAUUCGAUGGGGUUGUUGGGCUUGGAGGAGGAGGAGGAUUUGGAGGCGGUGGUCAGGAAGGCGCUGGAGGAGAGUGAGGAGGGGAGGAAGUUGUUGGCUGGGAGCGGAAACUAAUGGGGGUGAGGUUGGAGAUGGUGGUAGUGUUGGUGUUGGUGGGAAGGGGCUGGGACGUGCCGAUGAGGUAUGGACGAGUGUUUGAGUGUAGU